AAUCCUAGCCAAUCAUUAACAAGCGAAGUGUCACCAGAAUGUGGAAUUCCACAGCACGUGUUUGCUUAUAAAUAACGUUCGAGAUAAUUGAAAGUGUAAGCCUAUUAUUGAAUUUAACCGUCGAGGCACAAGUUGAGAGGUAGUGCGGCUUGAAAGUUUAAAUUAUGAUUAUCGAGGUUCAUAAUAAUGUUAAAAUGUUAAACAACGGAGAAGAAUAUAAUCAUUUGUCUUCAUCACUAAGUCGCAAACGAGUUGACAGCAACGGUUCUAGAAGUAAAAGAGUGUUGUUACUUUCAGCCCGUACUAACGAGAUGGAUGGUGAAGGCUACGAUUCCAGCUCGUCAACAACCGGCAGCAGUAACGAGGGAGACAAAGACUUAGAAAAUGGAAAUUCUCUUGGUUAUUACAAAGAAUAUUCUGACAGUGAUAAAGGAAAAGACUCUGGAAUAGAAUGUUCACCCACUACAGAUGAGGAUUUUCAAGAACCUAACAAAGAUAUGAUGAAAAAUAUUAUAAAACAGGUUGAGUAUUAUUUUUCCAACGCAAGCCUUCUGAAAGAUCCAUUUCUGUUGAAGCACGUACGUCGAAAUAAGCAGGGGUACGUAAGUUUAAAACUUAUAGCUUCAUUUCGAAAAGUAAAGAGUUAUACCAAAAAUUGGAAAGUUGUGGCUCACAGCUUAAAACAAUCAGAAAAGUUAGAAAUAAAUGACGAUGGCACCAAAGUACGAAGAAAAGAACCCUUACCUGAUUACGAUGAAACAGCGCCAUCUAGAACCGUAGUUGCAUUUAAGUUACCUUUCGAAAAGCCCUCGGUCGAAAAUGUUGGAGAAAUAUUUUCAAAGUGUGGUGAUAUUACUCUAAUCAGAAUUAUUCGACCUGAUGGAGUCAUUCCUGCUGAUAUCAAGAAAUUUCUUCAUAAACAUCCCGAGAUAGGCUCAAGUGUUUGUGCUUUGGUUGAAUUCGAGAAACGCGAGAGUGUAUCUCUCGCUUCAAAGGACUUCCUUUCUAAACAUGUUGAUUGGCGUUCUAUACAAGUUAUUCCUCUUGUUAAAAACGCUUCUCUAAACCUGAAUAAUGAUAAAAAUGACAAGAAAGACAAAGGAAAUGGAAAGAAAAAGGAUAAGCGACAGGAUUACUUAAGCCAGCAUAGAAAAUUUGAAUCAUCCAAAGGCAGUAAUUGCUCAGAGAAGGAACAUUCGUCUUCAGGCUUAAGAUACUUCUCCUUACAAAACUAUAGUCAAGAAUCAGUUCUUCGUCCUCAUAGUUUCAGCUAUAACCAGAAAGUCUCUAAGAGCCAGAGCAGUUUCCAAGAAAAUGUUUGCAAGCCCUUAGCGCGAAAGAAAUCUAAUAGCUAUUCUGAUGGAGACUCGCCCAGUCCAAAAUUAACUUUGGUCAGCCCAUGGGUACAGCGACGUAUAAUGGCAGCUAAAGAAAGAGGUCACAACGGUUCUGCUCACAACUCUCGACUACUGAUUCCUGAUGGUGUGACUAGGCUUCCCAGGGGUCCUGAUGGCACCAUUGGUUUUAACUGGAGCCAAGUAAAACUUCGCACCCAGUCUGCCCCUUCUUCCAUGAUGACCGUUGAGUUAGGAAUAUGAACUGGGAAAGUAUUUAAUGUACAUUUAUAAAACAUGGUACCAUAAAUUGUAUUAUAUUAUUUUUGUUUGUUUUUCUUGAAAGAUCUGUUAUCCAGUCUGUUGGAUUGUUCAUUGUAUUAUAUUGUAAAAAAGUGUACAUAUGUUUUGUUGUUUUUUGUACAAUUAAUACCAAAAUGUUUACAUUCAGCGAAAAACGACAUGUAAUGUUAUUUCUUAUGUAUAUAAUUGUUUUAUAAUGAUAUAUAUUAAAAUGUCAGAUUAUAUAUCUGAAUCUGUGUGUCAAAUUGAUUCGCCAGAUAAACAUUAAUAAUUAAUUUAAAAUGGAUAGCUAUUGUCGUAAAUCAACGUACAGUUAAUGUUAUUUUUUCCUUCAAGUUAUUUGCAGCUUUAUCACCGAAAUAUUGUUCUCUAGUUUUUAGUUAUGAAAGAUACUUCUAACAUUUUAUUAUGUUAAAUUGGCAAAAGUAUGAUUGCAGAGUGGCCGUUUCAUGGAUACUAAUGAACGACUAAUAAGUAAUCAUUUCUAGCCAAUAGAGGGAGAUAUAUUGUAUUUCCUAUUACAGUUAGAACAGUUUAUUUCUGGGACAAUCGUCAAGGGCACAUACCUUGGUUCAAUACACAUAGAUGUUUCAACUGUGAGCGUGUGUGGGGUCAAACUUUACAAAAACAUAUUUUUUCCUACAGUUCCCUUUAUUUCUAUCACUCCAAAUGACACUUGGUACAAAUAUACCUUGUAAUAACCCCAUAGAAAAAAGUAGACUUAUUUAGGAUUUGUACCUUUCUCUUAAUUUGACAGUGGUCAAAGUUUAAAAAAAUGCAAUUGGUGUAAUAGGGGUGUUAUUUAAACGUCACAAGGUGUUUUAUCUAUUCUUUUUUAACCAAAAACUGAGUGUAAAGUCUUGCCAUUAUCAAUAAAUCUGUUCACGCAGAAAUUCCCUAUAUGUUUUAUAUGCUCCUUACCAUAAAGUCUCAAUUUGAUACAGUGUUAAGUAUUUAUUAGUCUGAAGUAUUUAUAUUGUAUUCUAUGCCCCUUUCUCCAGCCUUGAAUGCCAUUUUUACUUGAAAUCUUCUGUAUUAUGAGGAUCAUAUCGAAUGUAGUGGAUGGGAAGAGACAUUAGUUUACGAAUGUCACUUUCUCGUUCCAAUUUUUUAAAAUAAAAGUGAAAUUGAUA
This is a messenger RNA of Limulus polyphemus (Atlantic horseshoe crab), 2770 nucleotides long. RefSeq names its product la-related protein 6-like. Bases 165 to 1598 code for a protein of 477 amino acids. The record is from RefSeq and is a predicted model, not a curated record. Gene Ontology annotation, cellular component: nucleus. Lineage: Eukaryota; Metazoa; Arthropoda; Merostomata; Xiphosura; Limulidae. Gene Ontology annotation, molecular function: mRNA binding. Gene Ontology annotation, biological process: RNA processing. The transcript has a single exon.